Molecule: messenger RNA, 1861 nt
Organism: Humulus lupulus (European hop)
Lineage: Eukaryota; Viridiplantae; Streptophyta; Magnoliopsida; Rosales; Cannabaceae
Product: putative F-box protein At3g16210
Exons: 4
Coding region: 123-1706 (527 amino acids)
Molecular function (GO): protein binding
Source: RefSeq, a predicted model, not a curated record
UCUUACGAUUAAGCUUUGCAAGCUUUAUUGUAAUACAUAUAUAUAUUUCCCUCUAUUAAUAGAUAAUUGUUGUUCUUGUUAUCACAACCACAGUAAUACGAAAACUCCAACAAAGAGAUUACAUGAUGUAUAAUUUGGAGACCAUUCUAUAUUCUCUUGAGGAAUUCGAUACCUAUAAUUGGGAGGAACUCGAUAAAUGGGAGGGUUUUCAUGUUGUUGAUGAUUUGGAUAUUGUCCCAAAUGAGAAUGGUACGAUCAGACCAGGAUAUGAAACUACAUCACUGGCAAAAGAUGCAGCAAUGUUUGCAAUGGAAGAACACAACAAAGAUAGGCUUGAGAUUGAGGCCAUUGAGCUCAAGAAAAUUGUGAAAGCCAAUGGGAUCAUGUUGGUGCAAGGAUUUUGGAUUUUUCUAACAUUGGAAGCAACAGAUGGGACUUUUUAUGAAGCCAAAGUUUAUCUAAGUCCUCCCAACCACCAAACUCUUUCCAAUAAAUUGGAUUUUUUGAGGCUUGCUAAGCACUAUCCUAUGCCAAGCAAAAACACCAUAGAUCCCAUUGGGGCAAUGACCAAGUUUCCUUGGGAAUUGGUUGAUCAAAUACUUUGCGGACUGCCCGUGAAGGAUCUGCUACGUUGCAGGUCGGUAUGUAAGGAGUUGUGCUCUCGAAUCAACAGCCGUGAUAUCAUGCACAAUCACCUCAACUCUAACGUAGGCCUCUUUUUCAUCAUGGACGAUGCUAAUGGUUCAAACUCCUCCUUAUACUCACACAGAUUCCAGUGGCUCCACCUAUCAACUUCAAACUUGUUGCCUCUAUUUGAAGACGCAAAGACCAUGUUUCGAAGCUAUUCUGCUAUUGCUACCUGUAAUGGCUUACUUGUUAUGAAGAAGAUGCUUGUCUACAAAGAAGUAGUUAUUUGGAACCCCUCCAUUCCAAGCUGUUACCUCAAAGUUUCCUAUACUUUUGGCUAUAACCGUACCACAACUGUAAUUGGAUUUGGGCACGACCCUGUUAAUGACGACUAUAAGUUGUUAACAUCCACUGCGUUGGCCAGAAUUGAAAGUCCACCUAAAUAUCUUUGUGGUUUUGCAUAUUGUGAUGUGUACCGUUUCCAUAUUUACAGUGUAAAAACCAAGACUUGGAGAGAACUUGGAAGAGCUUUUCAAGACAAUUUUGGUUAUUAUCGGUUUGGUCAUGCACUUGUUUGCAAUGCUUUGUAUUGGGUUGUGACCCCAAUACUUGAAGAAAAGUGUUCCAGCAAGAAAGCAGAUCAAUUUAUCUUAUUCAAGUUUGAUCUUGUGACUGAACAACACCAUAAGAUUUUGUUGCCAAGUUCGGAACGGAGACCUUCACACCACACACCAGUGGAGUUAGGAGGGUGUCUUUGCCUGGUUUCCUGGUACACAGUUAAAGACAUUUGCUAUAAAAACAAUUAUUAUGCUUAUAAUUAUCACAUAUGGAAAAUGACUAGUGGUACUAGUUGGGUGAAGUUGUUCUCAGUGGUACCACCUAAUGGGAUCAAUUAUUACAGUUUGGUUCCUCUGACAUAUUAUAAGACUAGUGAUCAGGUUCUCUUAUUUGUAAACAAAGAGAAACUUGUUCUGUAUGACAUGAAAACGAAGAUUCUACAAGAUUUGACCAUUUCGGGUAUCCUAGAAGAAUUCAAAAAAUGCUUGUGUGUCAACAGCAGCAUUGUUCGAGUUGAUUGAUGUGCCAUUAGUACAAACGAAAUAUGAUUAUAAGUCAUUUAUUAUUUAGGAUUUUUACUUCAUAUCUGAAUUUUUUUAUGUAAGAUUAAUAAAUAUCACUUUAGAUGGUCUCGUAGCCUAACUUUCUUAUUUAUAUAUAAUUUUUUUGUCUCUUA